Messenger RNA from Hydra vulgaris (swiftwater hydra), 1194 nucleotides. NCBI's taxonomy places the organism in Eukaryota, Metazoa, Cnidaria, Hydrozoa, Anthoathecata, Hydridae. The record is from RefSeq and is a predicted model, not a curated record.
AUGGAUCAAUUUAUGGGAAUGCAAAUGUUAAUGGGUAAUUUAAAGCUGCCAAGCUACCCUAUGUACUGGAUGAAUGAAAUCAGAAUUAAUACAAUUGCUGAUGUUAUGCCAAUUAAUAGACCUAUAUUAGAGCUGGUGCGGGAUAAUUGUCACAAAAUAGAACCAGAACCAGUGCAUUCUAUCGAUGAGCAAAUAAUACCUGCGAAAACAAAACAUAGUGGUAUUCGCCAAUAUAAUCUGAAAAAGCCUCACAAAUGGGGGUUUAAAAUGUUUGUUCGAUCUGGCUCAAGUGGAAUCAUCUAUGAUUUUUUUUUGUAUUGUGGCGCAAAAAGCAGCGGAAGAGAAGAUUGUUCUGCAGAGAAUGUUGUUUUAAGAUUGGCUGAACGAAUACCAAAAAAUUUAAACUUUAAGUUGUGUUUUGACAACUGGUUCUGUACUCUUUCUCUUUGUCUCAAACUAAAAAAAAUAGGCAUACUGACAACAGCAACUAUUCGUACAAAUCGAAUAGCAAAGUGUCCACUGCUUUCUGAGAAAGAUUUAAAAAAACAAGGUUGGGGGUCUUUUUCAUAUAAGGUUGAUGCAAACUCUGGUCUGUUGCUUCUAAGAUGGUUUGAUAACAAAUGUGUUCAUAUGACCUCAACAUAUUGUUCAGCUAAUACAUCUGGUAAUGUUAAACAAUGGGAUCAAAAAAAUAGGAAACAUAUUCAAGUACCUUGCCCGCAAGUUGUAAAAGAAUACAAUACUGGAAUGGGUGGUGUAGACUUGUCUGACAUGCUUAUUACCUUAUAUCGAAUACCCAUGAAAACAAAAAGAUGGUUCUUACAUGUGCUUGUUCAUUGCAUGGAUAUAUGUAAGAUAAAUGCUUGGCUGCUGUAUAGAAGACAUGGUAACCAGUUGAAUAUUUCUCAGCGUAGCCAACUUAACCUCCUUCAAUUUAGCAGUCAAAUUGCUAAUGCUUUAAUAAUGAAAAGUAAACGAGUUGACAGACCUAUUGGCCGACCGAUAAAAAAAUUAUCAACUAAUUCUGAUUUAACCGAAACACGAGGUCGCAAAGUUCAGGUACCAACACCCCAAAAUGAUAUACGAAAUGAUGAGUUUGGACACUGGCCAAAUCCUCAAAUUAACAAAAACAAAUGUCGAUUGUGCAAGAAAACCGUUCUUUCAUACAAAGUAGGAACUUUUGAAGAAAACUAA